AUGGUAAAAAUGGGCGAGUCUAAGGGUUGUGGGAAAGUAGGACCAAAGAUUCCAAAUGAUAAGUCUGCAAAUUCUUACGUCGUCUCGCUUCAGUUGUCUCCAGUUGUGUCUUUUUGGGAUUGUAUUGUCCGCACGAUGAGGUAUUCCUAUAUACCAGAGUGGCAAGCAAUCAUGGAUCACGCGGUGUGCAAGCCGGUCGCUAGGAAAGUGAAGAAACAUGGAAAAGAUGAAUUUGAUCGUAUUAAGCAAGCUGAGAAGAAAAGGAGACGCCUGGAGAAAGCUCUUGCUACUUCUGCAGCCAUCCGGGCUGAGCUGGAAAAGAAGAAGCAGAGGAAACUGGAAGAACAACGAAGGUUAGAUGAAGAAGGAGCUGCAAUCGCAGAAGCUGUUGCUCUGCACGUCCUACUGGGCGAAGACUCUGAUGAUUCAUCUCGAAUCAUGUUUGGCGGUGAAAAGGGUUUGAAGAUGGAUCUCUUUAGAGGUGAAAGAACCAACUACGUUCCUCGCCAGAGUUGCGCUAGCUAUGCGGUUCAAGGGAUUGGGUUUGAGUCAAACGGUUAUGGACUUGGAGACAGUAGCUGGUCAGUGCCAUAUAAGCCAUUCAUGAGGGGCGCUUGGGAUAACAAGAUGGGAAUAUCUGCUGAUUUGAUUGCUUCUCAGGCUGUCUCGUCGCUACAGAUAUCUGAAAACGCUGAUAGAAACGCUUUCGCCUUCAAUAGGAUGUUCCGGGGAUGA
Thlaspi arvense is the source of this 735-nucleotide messenger RNA. The record is from the annotation of a GenBank genome assembly. Lineage: Eukaryota; Viridiplantae; Streptophyta; Magnoliopsida; Brassicales; Brassicaceae.